This is a messenger RNA of Tetrahymena thermophila SB210, 318 nucleotides long. RefSeq lists its product as hypothetical. NCBI's taxonomy places the organism in Eukaryota, Ciliophora, Oligohymenophorea, Hymenostomatida, Tetrahymenidae. The annotation marks the transcript as partial. The record is from RefSeq and is a predicted model, not a curated record. The transcript has a single exon.
AAAAAAAAAAAUUCAGAAUUAACAAUUAAAAACUCCGUAAAUAAUUAAUUUAAAUAUAGUUUCUAUUUAUUAUAUAAUAGGAACCAACAAAUAAAUAAAUAGUCGAUGUAGCAGGUUAACCAAAUUACAUUGGAUAACUCAGGCUUAUCUAAAGCUGAUGAGUUCAGCAUAGAUCCAAUUUAAUAAUAAAUUCCUGAAACCUUAGUUAAAUAAGAUUAUAGCCUUUAAUAACUAGAAAAAAUACAUCUCACUAGCAUUGGAAUGAGAGAAAUGAGAGAGCUUACUAACACAAUACGUCUUCAAACAUCUCAAAUUUGA